This is a messenger RNA of Parasteatoda tepidariorum (common house spider), 3970 nucleotides long. NCBI's taxonomy places the organism in Eukaryota, Metazoa, Arthropoda, Arachnida, Araneae, Theridiidae. The record is from RefSeq and is a predicted model, not a curated record.
UGUAUUUAUAUUGUGGAUACGUUAGUUAUUAUUUUUAUCAUAAUUCUUGGUCUUUAAUUCAGUAUUAAAUAGAGUAUAUAAAUUUAUAAGUUCAUGUUAUAAAAUAGUAUAUACGUCAUUAUGAGCUUAAGGUGUCAUAUAAAAUUUUCCGCGAAGUAUCUUAAAACUUUUUGUGGUGUAUAUGAAGCUUUCAGAUUUUAAGAAUAUGUUGGAAAUAUUCUUAAUUUAAAACAAUUUUACGCUAUGUUGAAUAAAAUUACAUUUCAUCUAUACAGAACUUUCUCAGCCUGAAAAUGUUCUGAUGAGACCAAAAUGGCUGAAGCAGUUCCAGAAUAUAUUGAUUUUCCUAAAGAAGAGGAGAAAAUACUUCAGUUUUGGAAAUCUAUUGAUGCUUUCAAAAAUUGUCUGAAACAGUCCAAAGGCAAACCUAAGUACACUUUCUAUGAUGGUCCUCCAUUUGCCACUGGUCUCCCUCAUUAUGGUCACCUUCUUGCUGGAACAAUAAAAGAUAUUGUGACUCGAGUAGCUCACCAAUCUGGAUUUCAUGUUGAUCGUCGUUUUGGAUGGGAUUGUCAUGGUUUACCUGUAGAAUACGAAAUUGACAAAACUCUUGAUAUUAAAGGCCCAAAAGAUGUCGAAAAAUUAGGAAUUGCAAAUUACAACAAUGAAUGUCGAAAAAUUGUGAUGCGCUAUGCAAAGGAGUGGGAAGAAAUCGUUGGUCGUAUGGGUAGGUGGAUUGAUUUUGAAAAUGACUACAAAACUUUAUAUCCUUCUUUCAUGGAGAGUGUAUGGUACACAUUCAAGCAACUCUAUAACAAAGGAUUUGUUUAUCGGGGAGUAAAGGUAAUGCCAUUUUCAACUGCUUGCAGUACUCCUUUGUCCAACUUUGAAUCUGGUCAGAAUUACAAAGAAGUCGUUGACCCCGCUGUGAUAGUCAAUUUCCCACUUGAUAAAAGUCCUGAUGUUUCUAUUAUUGCCUGGACUACUACGCCAUGGACUCUUCCUAGUAAUCUGUCUGUCUGUGUACACCCAGACCUAGAUUAUGUCAAGCUUAAAGACAAUGCCACUGGUAAACUGUAUAUAAUGAUGGAAGCAAGACUGGAAGCUUUAUAUAAAAAGCCUGAGGACUAUACAAUUCUUGAGAGGUUUAAAGGGAGAACCUUGGAAGGAAAUACAUAUGAUCCCUUAUUUCCAUAUUUCAAACAUUUAAAAGCAAAAGGAGCAUUUAGAGUUGUUUGUGAUACUUAUGUAACUGAAGAAAGUGGUACUGGUGUUGUACAUCAAGCUCCAUAUUUCGGAGAAGAUGAUUAUAGAAUAUGUCUUAAAUAUGGAAUCAUUACCAAAGAUCAAGAAAUAAUAUGCCCGUUAGAUUUCAGUGGAAAGUUUGUUGAUCCAGUGACAGAUUUCAAAGAUCAAUAUGUUAAAGAUGCUGAUAAAAAUAUCGUAAAGUACUUAAAGAGCAAGGGGAGGUUGGUCCACCAGUCUACUACAAAACACAGCUACCCAUUUUGUUGGAGAUCUGAUACUCCUCUCAUUUAUCGUGCAGUACCAUCUUGGUUCAUUAGAGUAGAACAUAUGACUGAAACUUUAUUGAAGGCAAACAAGGAAACAUAUUGGGUUCCAGAUUUUGUCAAAGAAAAAAGAUUUGCCAACUGGUUAAGAGAUGCUCGUGAUUGGGCAGUUUCUAGAAACAGAUAUUGGGGAACACCAAUUCCUUUAUGGGUCAGUGAUGAUGGAGAAGAAAUAGUGUGUGUAGGGUCUAUUGAAGAACUUGAGCAACUCACCAACACUAAAGUUACUGAUCUUCAUAGAGAACAUGUUGAUCAGCUGACCAUUCCAUCUUCUCGUGGAAAGGGAGUUUUAAAACGAGUAACAGAGGUUUUUGAUUGCUGGUUUGAAAGCGGUAGUAUGCCAUACGCUCAAGUUCACUACCCUUUUGAAAAUGCUAAAGAAUUUAAUGACAUAUUCCCUGCAGAUUUUAUUGCAGAAGGAGUUGAUCAAACUAGAGGCUGGUUUUAUACACUUUUGGUGAUAUCUACAGCUUUACAUGGAAAAGCACCAUUUAAAAAUUUGAUUGUGAAUGGUCUGGUCUUAGCUAGUGAUGGACAAAAGAUGAGCAAGAGGAAAAAGAAUUAUCCUGAUCCUAUGGAUGUUGUUAACAAGUUUGGUGCUGAUUCUCUUAGGCUUUAUUUAAUCAAUUCCCCUGUUGUUCGAGCAGAAACACUAAGGUUCAAAGAGGAAGGUGUCCGAGACGUUUUAAAAGAUGUCUUUUUGCCGUGGUAUAAUUCUUAUCGAUUUUUAGUGCAGAAUAUCCAUAUGUAUGAAAAGAAUUGGGAUACCAAAUUCAUAUAUUCUGAAGAUUCAUAUAAUGAGAAAAACUAUCAAGAUAAGACUCAAAAUAUAAUGGAUUGUUGGAUAUUGUCAUUUACUCAAAGUCUUGUGGAUUUUGUGAAGAAGGAAAUGAAAGCCUAUCGAUUAUAUACUGUUGUGCCAAGGUUAGUUAAAUUUGUUGAUCAUCUAACGAAUUGGUAUGUUCGAAUGAAUCGGCGAAGAUUGAAAGGUGAUGGAGGAGAAACUGACUGUAAAAUUGCUUUGGAAACCUUGUUUUUAGUUCUCUACACUAUGAUCAGAAUGAUGGCACCAUUCACUCCUUUCUUCACUGAACUUAUGUACCAAAACCUACAGAAAGUACUUGCUGAUUAUGAAAAAAGUGAUAAGCAGAAGAGUAUACAUUAUUUGUAUCUACCUGAUACAAAGGAUCAUUUAAUCAAUGUUGUAGUUGAGAGAAAAGUAGCUAGAAUGCAAGAGGUCAUUGAUAUAGGUCGCCUUAUUCGAGAAAGAAACACUUUACCUAUAAAGUAUCCUUUGUCAGAGCUUGUGGUUAUUCAUGAAAGCAAAGAAUAUCUAGAAGAUGUGAAGUCUUUAGAAAAAUUCAUUGUUGAGGAAUUAAAUAUUAAAACCCUAACCAUAACAACUGAAAAACAAAGCUAUGGUGUUCAAGUUAAAGCUGAGCCUGAUACCAAAGCAUUAGGAAUAAAAUUACGCUCUGCCUCUAAAGCUGUAGCAGAUGCUGUCAGAAAACUUGACAGUUCUCAAUUGGCUGAGUUCAUGAGCAAAGGGUGUAUAACAGUUUGUGGUCAUGAAUUGGUAGAAGGUGACAUUCGCCUAAUGCAUAGCUUUAGUGGAGAAAAGGCAGAAGAACUGUCUAAAAAGUAUGAAGCACAUUCAGCUGGAGAGGUUUUGAUUUUGCUUGAUAUUACAAGAAAUCAAGAUAUGGUUGAUGAAGGAACUGCUAGAGAAGUAAUAAACCGCAUUCAAAAAUUGAGGAAAAAAGCCCAUCUAGUGCCAUCUGAUCCAGUAUCAGUUUAUGUAUCUGUUAGUCCACCAACUGAUUCUCUCAAUAAUGUUAUUAAAAACUUUCAAGAAUUUAUUGUGAACACUAUAAAAGUUCCUGUUGGAUUUCUUCCAUAUCCACCUGAUAAGAAAGUCAUCAUUCAGGAGACAUCAGAUAUUAAAGGUGUGCAAUUAGAAAUGGUGAUAGUUAGUUCUGAAGAUAUAAAACAUGAAAAGACUUUAAAUGCAGUUCAUAAAAACAAGCAGCAUUUUUCUCCCGAAGAUGUGAGAAAAAAGCUAAAGACUGCUCACAUAAGCAGUGAGCCAUUUUGUAGGUUUGUAAAUGUAGAGCUUUGUGAACUAAAUGGACCAUCUGAUGUUACAACUACUUCUUGUAGUGUUCUAUUAGAAAAUCCAAAAGGGCAUUAUCUUUUGUCCGGUGAAGGACUAUCUCGUCAGGUUCAAGUUGUGUUUGGAAUUCAUGGCAAGAAACCAGUGUUGUAUUUAAAUUCAGAUAAGACAAAUCCAAUAAGCACUUGUACAAAAGAAGAAAUUAUGAAUCUUCAUUCUAAGACUUUAUAUGCUUAUUUUUCAUGAGUAUUUAUUGUGUUCUAAUAAAAUAAUUUGGUUCAAUUUA